This is a messenger RNA of Aspergillus novofumigatus IBT 16806, 1959 nucleotides long. Its product is annotated as rhomboid family protein. Gene Ontology annotation, cellular component: membrane; Golgi apparatus. Bases 483 to 1598 code for a protein of 371 amino acids. Gene Ontology annotation, biological process: retrograde vesicle-mediated transport, Golgi to endoplasmic reticulum. The transcript is spliced from 2 exons. The record is from RefSeq and is a predicted model, not a curated record. Lineage: Eukaryota; Fungi; Ascomycota; Eurotiomycetes; Eurotiales; Aspergillaceae.
CAAAGACUGAGCAGUUAAGGCUAUCAGCAGUCCCUUCAAGCUACUGUAUUCGAGACACCUUUGCUACAUGCAACUUGACAUAAAGCCGAAUACUUGCGUCGGUUUGUAUCCUCAUUGUGCGGGUACGACGAUUAUGACCACCUUGCAGACCAGGUGCAUCUAUUUCCUAUCCGCUCUUCGUCAUAGAUCAUUGUUCUGGAUUUCAUAAUUAUUGUUAUUAAAACCAGCUGUCGGCCAAUCCUCAGAGAUAGGAGUCAGAUUUACUCAAGCUAAAUCCACUCACCCAAUCAUUAAACGCGAUCCAAAGGUCCAAAAGGCGCUCAAUCUCCCUGUCCGAUGUGCACUUGUCCGAUCGACCGCCUUUCUCAUAAAGUCCUGCCCUACGGUACGACAUCUCCUACAUUACUAGAUUCCUUGGGCUCUCGUCAACAGCCUGCGGUCUGCGCUCUAAAUGAGCAGCCGUGAGUGCUCUCCUCGUCAAGAUGCCGUACCGAAUUAACAUUCCUCCUGCGACCCGUACUUGUCUCGUCAGCCUCGUCACUCUCUCCUUGCUGUACAACAUCGCCCGAUGGCGACAAAUUGACACUACGGGGAAAACACCCACAGCGACACCUAUUGUCCCCUAUUUGACCCUUGUGCCAUGGCAAUUCUUCUUUUACCCAUGGACCCUACUUACGGCCACAUUCGUGGAGCAGAAUAUCUUUACGGUAGUCCUUAACGCCGCUACUCUGUUCUAUGGUGGGAAAUACCUGGAGCGCGCUUGGGGUUCCAGAGAGUUCGCGAAAUUUAUCGUCAUUAUCGCAGUCAUUCCCAACGUGGUGGUAGCCCUGGUAUACCUACUAUGCGCCGCCAUAGGGGCAAGCUCAGUGAGCGGCCUAACGCAAAUAUGUGGCGGCAUAUCGAUCCAGUCGUCCUUCCUCGUCGCCUUCAAACAACUCGUUCCCGAGCAUACGGUCACGAUAUUCAAAGGCCUGGUCAAGAUGCGCGUGAAACAUUUUCCCGCCCUGUUCCUGUUGCUCAAUACCAUUAGCGGGUUGGUUUUCGGAACGCAAGUCGCAGCGCUCCUCGCGUGGCUGGGGCUGUUGGCCAGCUGGUCCUACCUGCGAUUCUACAAGAGGCAGCCUGACCUCACGGGCACGUCGACAGACGGACAAGGAAUCAAGGGUGAUGCAAGCGAGACUUUCGCAUUCGCUUGCCUCUUUCCGGACGUUAUGCAACCGCCAAUUGCAUUUGUUUCUGAUCAGAUCUAUACGCUCCUCGUGGCGCUCAAAAUUUGCACGCCAUUCUCGGAGGAAGACAUCGCAUCCGGGAACCAGCAAGUCCUCGCGAGAGGUGAGGCCGGUCUACCCAGCCUGCUCAGCAACCAAAGAGGCGGAGGAAUGCGUGGUAUAGGCAAACGUGAAGAGGCUGAACGAAGACGGGCGCUGGCACUCAAAGCGUUGGACCAGAGACUCCAAGCCGCCGCCGCAGGAAGAGCUCAAUCCCAGUCGUCUACAUUGAGUCAGCCCGGACCCAGCCACGCUCACCCCGCGACACCGACUGUCUCGACGGGACAGAGUAUGCUGGGGGAAACGAGCUACACGCCUGAUCAUGCGUGAACCCUACAUUCGUGGUUUUUCAUGACCACUCUGGAGAUACCAAUCUCCAAUGAGAUAUUGAUAACCCAAAUUGGGGACAGAUGAGCUUUUAUUUCUCUCAACCGUCUACACUGUCACAAACGCUGGCUUCUGCAAUUUCCCCUAUGUAGUGGAACCGGAUUUUCACGGGAGGGACUAAAACGCUUUCUUCGAAGCUGCCGAGACUUCCCGUACUCUGUUCUUGUUUAUGUUGUCACUUGCUGUGAUGAAAUCUGCUAUGAUGUAUAUGGCGUGAAGUUGAUAUGCAACUGAGGUAACUUACGAGCCAGAGUCGUGAGAACUCUCAUAUCCGCAAAUUCAAAUAUUCCCAAGCAUUCCCAAG